This is a messenger RNA of Candida dubliniensis CD36, 2058 nucleotides long. It is a transcript of the gene KAR2, whose product is annotated as Hsp70 family ATPase. Gene Ontology annotation, biological process: cellular response to unfolded protein; protein refolding; endoplasmic reticulum unfolded protein response. The transcript has a single exon. NCBI's taxonomy places the organism in Eukaryota, Fungi, Ascomycota, Pichiomycetes, Serinales, Debaryomycetaceae. Bases 1 to 2058 code for a protein of 685 amino acids. The record is from RefSeq and is a predicted model, not a curated record. Gene Ontology annotation, cellular component: endoplasmic reticulum lumen; cytoplasm; membrane. Gene Ontology annotation, molecular function: heat shock protein binding; ATP binding; misfolded protein binding.
AUGAGAUCACAUCAAUCUUCUUGGUUACCACGUAUUGGUUUAUUAUAUGUGGCGUUAGUUAUACUUAUACCAUUUUUGGUUUCACCGAAGCACGCAUUUGCCGUUGCUGCUGUGAGCGAUGAUGAAUCCUCGACAGAUAACUAUGGUACAGUCAUUGGUAUAGAUUUGGGGACCACGUACUCCUGUGUUGGUGUUAUGAAAAACGGUAAGGUCGAAAUCUUGGCCAACGAUCAAGGUAAUAGAAUCACUCCAUCAUACGUGUCGUUCAACGGCGACGAAAGAUUGGUUGGGGACGCUGCCAAGAAUCAAGCUUCCUCCAAUGUCAACAACACUGUUUUUGAUAUCAAAAGAUUAAUUGGUUUGAAAUAUAACGAUGACACUGUGCAAAAGGAACUUAAACAUUUGCCUUACAAAAUCGAAAACAAGGGCAACAAACCAGUUGUUAAAGUUGAAUACCAAGGUGAAGAAAAGACAUUCUCCCCAGAAGAAAUCUCUUCUAUGGUUUUGGGCAAAAUGAAGAGUAUUGCUGAAGAUUACCUUGGUAAAAAAGUCACUCACGCAGUUGUCACUGUUCCAGCUUAUUUCAACGAUGCUCAAAGACAAGCUACUAAAGAUGCUGGUACUAUUGCUGGUUUGAACGUUUUGAGAAUUGUCAAUGAACCUACUGCUGCUGCUAUUGCCUAUGGAUUAGACAAAGGUGACAAGGAAAAACAAAUUAUUGUUUACGAUUUGGGUGGUGGUACCUUUGAUGUUUCUUUAUUGUCUAUUGAAGGUGGUGUUUUCGAAGUUUUAGCUACUGCUGGUGAUACUCACUUGGGUGGUGAAGAUUUUGAUUUCAAGAUUGUCAGAUAUUUGGCCAAACAAUUCAAGAAGAAACACGGUAUUGAUAUCACUGCCAAUGCUAAAGCCAUCUCCAAAUUGAAGAGAGAAGCUGAAAAGGCCAAAAGAACUUUGUCUUCUCAGAUGAGUACUAGAGUCGAAAUUGACUCCUUUGUUGAUGGUAUUGACUUUUCUGAAACUCUUUCAAGAGCCAAGUUUGAAGAAUUGAACAUUGCUGCUUUCAGAAAGACUUUGAAACCAGUUGAACAAGUGUUGAAGGAUGGUGGUGUUAAAAAAUCAGACAUUGAUGAUAUUGUUUUGGUUGGUGGUUCCACCAGAAUUCCAAAAGUUCAAGAAUUAUUGGAAGGGUUCUUUGAUGGCAAAAAGGCUUCAAAGGGUAUCAACCCAGAUGAAGCUGUUGCUUAUGGUGCUGCUGUUCAAGCAGGUGUUUUAAGUGGUGAAGAAGGUGUUGAUGAUAUUGUGUUGUUAGAUGUUAACCCAUUAACUUUGGGUAUUGAAACUUCUGGUGGUGUCAUGACCACUUUGAUCAAGAGAAACACUGCCAUUCCAACCAAGAAGUCUCAGAUCUUCUCAACUGCAGCUGAUAACCAACCAACCGUCUUGAUCCAAGUAUACGAAGGUGAAAGAACCAUGGCCAAAGACAACAACAGAUUAGGGAAAUUCGAAUUGACUGGUAUUCCACCAGCCCCAAGAGGUGUCCCACAAAUUGAAGUCACUUUCUCAUUGGAUGCCAAUGGUAUCUUGAAAGUUGAAGCUGCAGAUAAGGGAACGGGUAAAUCCGAAUCUAUUACUAUCACUAACGAAAAGGGUAGAUUAUCCAAGGAAGAAAUUGAUAGAAUGGUUGAAGAAGCUGAGAAAUACGCUCAACAAGAUCAAGAGUUGAAAGAAAAGAUUGAAGCUAGAAACUCAUUAGAAAACUAUGCCCAUGUAUUGAGAGGUCAAUUGAGUGAUACUUCUGAAACCGGUUUAGGAUCUAAAUUGGAUGAUGAUGACAAGGAAACCUUGGAUGAUGCUAUCAAAGAAACAUUAGAAUUUAUUGAAGAUAACUUUGAUACUGCUACUGCUGAAGAAUUUGAAGAACAAAAGCAAAAAUUAAUCGACGUUGCUAAUCCAAUCACAGCAAAAUUAUACGGUGGAGCUGGUGGAGCUGGUGGCGCUGGAGAUGCUAAAUUCGGUGACGAUGAUUCAGAUGAUGAAUUCGAUCACGAUGAAUUGUAA